Molecule: messenger RNA, 5496 nt
Organism: Symbiodinium necroappetens
Lineage: Eukaryota; Dinophyceae; Suessiales; Symbiodiniaceae
Source: the annotation of a GenBank genome assembly
AUGGCGAGCGACAAGCAAGUCCUAGCAGCGAUAACCAUGAAGACUGGAGGCGAUGUCCGCUAUUUCGAGCUAAUCCAGCUGACCUGUGGAGAUGAUCGCCGAAAGUGUUAUGUCUGUGUCGGAAAGCACUCUCUGUUCUUCCUGAGGCAGGACCUGAAUGGGCCCAUCCAUGAUGAUGCAGAUGUCUACUACAGCUCUAUUGCCAAAAUACUCCAGGAUGAGAAUUCCGACCAGCACUGCCUGCUGUCAUUGACGGAAGAGCUACCAGGAUGGCCCUCCGACAGGUUGUUUCUGAAAGCUGAAAACCGCUCCCUCUUCUUGCGACACUUCCGAUGCAAUUGGCAAACAGACCACAUGUGGCGGCUAGGUCGGGUGGUGAUUUUCCCAUUAAGCGUUCAUCCAAUUACGAAGGAGACUUCUUACGAUAAUUACGUCGCGCCGUACCAGGGAUAUCGCUGGACAAAGUUCCAGGGAUACCGAUUUAUGGUGCCAGAAGGUUUUGUUGACCAGGCUAACUCUAUUCAGGAAGAGGAGACGGGAGAGUAUGUGAACGAACAAGGCGUGAGCCUUGUUGUGCAUGUGCAUGAGGCUUUUAGUCUAGAGCAGCUCUCGCAGAUGAAUCGGGACAACAUUCGAUGGGUCGCAGCAGACUACAAGAUGCAGCUGUGUGCUCACGAAGCGCAGUUCUACGUCUUGAAAAAUGCCCCGCGGGACAAGCACAUGAAUCUUUCUGCGGAUGUCGCACAGUGGCACCAGUGGGAGCUGUUAAUCCGUACGCGAUCGGCAACGAUCAUUUGUCUCAUCAUGCGUCGGCAGUACAUUCCACCGGUUUGCUGCGCUGCACAAGACAUUGCUGUCCUCCUUCGCUGCCCGGAGGAAGAGUGGAAGCGUGCAGAACUUCCUCUGGUGCUGGAAGCAUACCGGAUUGCUGAUUCGCUCUGCACGGACGCUCCGAACGUUUCAGUGUAUCGUGACAUGGUACAAGCCAAGCUGGACACGCUUCGGUUCAACGAAGAAGGGGCGGAAUGGGCAGCUGCUCACCUGAAGCUGAAGUCGUGCUGGGAAGUCGAGGCAGUGAGGUUUGUGAAGAGCCUUUGGAAGCUGUACUGCGAUGACAAGGUGGAAGGCUACGACCCUCAAGUCCUGGAGCUUUCCGCUCAAGAAGUGCUGGUGGAUGCAGGCCCUGAGGAUCAAUGGGGCCAACUGGAAUGCAUUGACAAUUUUCACGACUUCUUCCUCAAGCUCAUGAAGGAGGGAGAGGGUCUUCCGUCAGGCGUUCAGGCGGAGGCCCUUGACGAAGAGGCCAAACUUAAGAUCCAGCACAGCUGGCUUGCCCGCAUUGCCCGCUACUUUGCUUGGGCGGUCGAUGGUGGGCUCUUGGGGGCACGGUUCAACUUGGACCUGAUGAUCGAAGGACUUUCUGCAUUGACAGAAGAGAGCUACAAAAAAGCCUAUGCCGCAUUCUUGUUCCUCUUGCAUCUUCGAACCCGCGACAUGACCAAGCCAUUCUUGGAAGUGAGCCUGACGCAGCAGAUGAGGGGUCGAAAUUUGAGCCAGUGGGCCUUCAACGAUAGGGUAAUGCUGGCAGUCCUUAGCACCGACUUCCUCAAGAAGCAGAUAGGGAAGGGUCGGGACGCGGACUUCUUUCGCUGCCUGGCAAACCUGUUGGAGGCGGGCUGUGGGGUGACCCUAAAGGCGUACAUCUGCAGGUUGUUCAUGGAGAUGAAAGCAUCGCGGGAAGCAGAUACAAAGAAGGAUGACGACUCCUCUGCAAACCUCAUCGUUGUUCCUGCGAUGCUCUCCUUGCUCAGGACCGGGGGAAGUUUCCUCGCCACGUAUGCUUCCGCGGCCUUGGUUAAUUUGAGCAGUGGGAACCAGGCAGUGAAGAUGCUCCUCAUGGGCCAGGGGAUGGCAAAGCUGGCAGUGCAGAACAUGCAAGCCAAGGAAGAUGACCUCAGCUAUUACACCCUGAUGUUAAUGGUGAAUUUGACGAAGGAGCCUCAUAAUCGCAGCGUCAUCGCUUCAGCGGGUCUUAUACCGAUCCUCUACGACAUAAUGACAUCUUCGUAUGCGCAGGUCCGGCCUACCGGCAAAAAGGCACAAGGAAUGAGUACAGCGGCCUUGGGAAGCAUCGCCAAGGAAAGAUUGCUCACUCAAACCUGUAUUGUGAUCGGCCAAUUCUGCAACGACGACCGCUUCCGGGAGCAGUUCAUCGACAUCUACCCCCACACUGCGAAGUGCUUGAUGUACAUCUUCAACACUGUCCGGAUGGGGUGCACGCUUUGCAGCAAGGUGAUGUUUGCUCUGAAGCAGCUGUGCGCAAGUCGCAACGACCAAAAGCACUAUGUCGGGACACGGGCGAUACCGCACCUAAUCGAAGGCUUGAAAGACCACGAUACAGACAUGAACUUGGAAUUCGUCUACCAGGAGCUGCAAAGCUGGUUCCUCCGCCGCUGGGUUUGGACUGCGCUACAGACUGAUGCCAAGCACCUUUGGCAGCUUGCAGCGGAAUCCAUCAAGGUGAGGGAUGGCCUCGUGCAACUGCUCACUGCCCUGAAAAGGGCAGGAAAAGAGGACGUCCUGGAAGCAUCCGUUUCGGAGCAUGUUGCAGCUGCCAUGGAGAGCCAGUUGGCUAGCCCAGAAGUGCAGCGCUGGGCAGCGGCCGUCUUUCAAGAGUUGUUCCAAAGGUUUGAACAAGUUGGCCAGAAAGAUCUCGAGCUGCUGCUCCGAGCAGCUGGUGUACAUGCAAAGGUGGUGGAUGUUCAGCGCUGGUGUUUUUCCGCGCUUCUCUGUGCUCUCGAAAUUUCAGGAACGGAUGAGUUUUCUGACAGCACAGUAAUUGCCUGCACUUUGUUACAGGAGGGUGUGCUGAGCUUGCUCGCCGCUGCUUUCCAGGACCACCAGUCGCCCUCGUUGAUGGAACGAGUGGCUUCCUUGUUGGCAGCAUUGGUACUCGAAGGGGGAGAUGAUGCCGCCGAUGAGGCUACGAGGACCGGUUGCUUGACUGCUGCCCUGGCCACAUUGAACCUGACGGUGGGAAACACGACAGACACGCUGGAAGAAACGUCCGCACUGGUGGCAGACGUACCUCUUCAAGUCGCAUGCUUGCGUGUUCUCUGGGCUGUCUGUGAGUCCAACGGUGAGCUGGGUGCGACGGAGAUUGCAGCCGCAGAUGGCUUGGACAUCAUCGUAUCGAUCUUGCAGAACGGACGGGCCUCGGACGUGUGCAAGUGGGGCGCCAGCGUGUUCCAGGCACUUUUUGCGCACGGAGGAGAGCUGGUCGUUGAGGCAGCAGUGCAGUCGGAAGUGGCAGAAGCCCUGGUCAUGGCCUUGGCACACAGCUUAAACGACCUUGAGAUCGUUGAGAGAUGUGCAGCUGCUCUGGCAACCAUGUCGGGAUAUAGUGACGAGGCCGGACUUGCAGUGGUGGAAGCGGGGGGUCUUGGUGCGGUUGAGGAGGCCGUUGAACGUCACGGCCAUGAGGGGGCUCUCUUUGAUUGGUACCUCGCGCUCCGGCAGAGCAUCGAGAGCCACGCGGGUGCCGAAAGUCCGAACGGCCCAAAUGCUGAUUCAGGCGCCAGGACGUCAUUGCUCCAUACAGAUCAUGCUUUGCUUGUCAGUGUCCGCAAGAGUGCCCCGCCGCUUCCGCUGGACCUUCCUGGCUUGAAGCCACGUCCCGAGAUGGCGAAGGGAAAGAAAUGUUGGUGUUUCCUCUUGGAAUGUGUUGGCUUGGCUGUAGCAUGUGAGGGUUGGAGCCGCAGCUUUGGCUCCUGCCGGGCCUACCGCCCUGUACGCGUCCUUCACCGAGAUGCGAUUGUAGAUGGCUCUGCCAUGUGCAUGAUCGGGCUCCCAGGUGAGAUCCCCGAGGGGGGAUCCGGGGAGGCCUCGCCCAGCAGCUCUCAUGGAUCGCCUUCGGAGGGCGAUCCGGCAUUCAAUGUAGAUCGAUUAAUACACAAAUGGUGCUGCAGGCAACUUAGCGACCUGCUGAGCAAGCUGUCCCUUGAGCCCGAGGGGGCACCUUUUCUGGUGCCGGUCAACUGGCAGGAACUGGGCUUGAAUGAUUACCCAGAAAUUGUGGAGACACCCAUGGAUCUCCACACCAUUAGCAAGCGCCUCAACAUGGGACAUUACGAUGAUGUGGAUGGCCUCAUCGAUCCUGAGCUGAUGUUCAAAGACGUUGCCCUCUGUUGGGACAACUGCAUGAAAUAUUUUGAAAAUGACGCCGAAGUUGAAGCGGUGCAGAUGGCUCUGGCCAUGUCAUCUGCAGCCGCGAUCUUGGAAGGAGAGUUUUGGGCUGAUCUCUUGGCAUUCGAAGAAUCCCUUGAGAAGAGCCCGUUCAAGGCCCGGCUCGCCAUAGCUGCUGCCAUUAUGGGAGAUAAUGUCAAGAAAGUAGCUAAGCGGAGCCGGCGCAAGACCACUGUCCUUGCCAAUGACAUGGUCAAGUAUGCGGCAGACUGGUGGCAAGGAAGCCGCCAUGAGUCACCCUUCUGGAGCUCGCAUCACCGCGAUCACUUGAUCGGUCGGGCAUGGCCAUCGCGAUUCAAGCGCGCCAUCGCUGUUGUUCGGGAGACUGUUCGCAGAGUUCCCUUGUCCCUCCUGAGCUCUGAGCAGGCCAUUCAAACGUUCCUCAAGCCAUUAGCAGAGUCAAUUUUGCGAACAGCGUCGUCCUUGUCCAUGCCGUCAGGAGUUCGCAUUGUCCACGACACCAUUGCCGACGUCCGCGGCGAGUGGAUCCUGCCAGAUUCCGUUGAGCCACGCGCUCAUGUGGAGCAGGUCCUCGUGUGGGCUCACGGUGGUGGUUUCGUGCUUUGCUCCCCGGCCACACACCGCUUUUUCCUUGCGAAGAUCGUCGUGCACACAGGCGUGCCGACUUUUUGCGUCAACUUCCGUCAGCCUCCAAGCCACCCUUUUCCGGUGCCGAAAAACGAUGUCAUCCAGGCAUACAGGGGCAUCCUAAAGAGCGGCAUUGCAGAUGUCAUCUUCCUUGGUGGCGACAGUGCUGGAGGCAACCUUGUUCUCUCUCUUACACAGGAGCUGGCACAAGAUGCAGAGAGUAUUGAGAACCCUUUGCCACUACCGGAGGGCUUGAUUCUGCUAUCUCCUUGGGUGGACUUGUCCGACACAACCGAGGAGUCUUGGCAGAAAUAUGCAGAUGUGGACUACAUCCCGGCGAAGCAGGCCGAGGUUAUAGCAGGGAUUUAUGCCAAAGGCAUCCCGCUUGAAGAUGUUCGGGUUUCACCAGGUCGUUGCAAACGUUGGCCCACGUCGUUUCCAAGGACUUUAUUGGAUUACGGUGGUUGUGAGGUUUUCCGGUCGCAGAUUGAGCGGCUGGCCAGCCACAUGAAGAGACAUGGAGUUGAGCUGGAUGCCUCUGUAGAGCACGGCAUGGUUCACUGCUAUCCUCAACUCGAGCACCUUUGGGGUCCUGAUCCAGGUGGACCUUUUGACAAGUAUUUCCAACGUGUUUCGACCUUCAUGGCGAUGAAAUAUUUUUGA